AGAUAGGAGCUAGCACAAUUAGACUCUAUCCUUUAAUAAAAUCAGUGCUUGUAUCAAAAGUGAGCCAAGUAGUUUUGUUUGUUGAUUUUCGUUCGGGUUUUUAGUGCAGGAGGGUGUACCACAACGUUGCUGAUUUCACAAUAUUGUAGAACGUAAAAUUUUAUUCUCCUUGGAAAAAAUUGUAAUAUGUGCUUCUAGCACUAGCUCAAGUGGAAUUCAACGUGCAGUUGUGCACUAUUCCACGUAGAAUUAUUAGGAGUGACGGCUAUAAUGUUAAUAGUGGAUCAAUAGUGUAUUCCAAAUUACUCAUUACUCUUGCUCAAUAGAGAUUGUAAUAAUCAAAUAUGAAUAACAACAACCAUAAUCAACCUCGAAGGAACUCGUCUACCUAUAGUAGACAUCAAAAUAAUCACCCUAAUCGUUCAAAUCAUAACCAUAAUCACAAUCAUCAAAGGUGGUCCAAUCGCUACUCCAAAGAUUACAAUAGGGAUUAUGAUAAUAACUUUAAUCGGGGGGAAUGUUCUGUUUCACAAAAUGGAAGUCCUAAAGAGUCAUAUGCACAUGGAUAUCCAAAAAAUUCUCAGAUCAGUCCACCUAUCAGGAAUAAUCACUUAGUUUACACAAAUGAGAGCUCAGAAACCAAUGUAUUUUUAGGCCAUCAAAUACAAAUGCAGGAUAGAAGGCACAUUCCAAUGGCAAAUGCACCAGAAAGGAGGCACACUCAAUCAAAUUAUCAUAACAAUGCAGAUAGGAGAAUGAUGCAGAAUUUGGCUGAUAGGAGACAUAUUUCGCCGACGUUGCACAUCAAUUGUGAUAACUCAAAUAAUAUGUUAAGUAAUUCUGGGGCGGAAGGAUUGUUACAGAGAAAUUUAAUGGAUUUUUCACACUCACAGAGGAGGCAUGGAAGAGACGUUAGAGUGAGUCCGGUACAUUUCCAGCAGAACUCUCCGCCGUACUACCGCCAGACGAGUGACGAGAGUAUAAAGAGCGAGAGUCCGUCCAGGAAACGAAGACGCCUGUCACGUUCAAGUCAUCACAUCGAACAACUCAAUUCUCAACCGUCGUCGCCCCCUCGUCGUUCACCCCGGCAGCACAUUCCCGCCUCCACACAUCACAACAUGCAGGGUAGUCCGCCACUGAGGCGCCCCCGUUUCAGAGACAGAAACGACUUCGCCCAUCAUUUAUCCCUUCUCCCCAGCUCACCACCUCUAGCUCACGCCCACCCCCAUCAGUCUACAAUGAUGAUUGACAAUAUGGUACCGAUGACAAUUCCAAUGGGCCACCACCACCACCAUCAUCCCGAUGCGAUGUGGAGUUACGGUUCGGGCGCGGCUGCCCAUCUCGGUCUCUGUCCGGGCGGUCCGGGUGGAUCGCCGCCACAUCAUCUGCCGCCGCCACCGCACGGAUGUCACGUGCACAACUUGUACGGACCGCAGCCUCUCCUGACGGCACCACCACAGUACGCGGCGCCGGCGCCGCACGGCUGUUUGGCGACGCCGCAAGGAUUCGGACCGUUCGCCGCAGCCGCCAAUCCGCUUCCGGUCACCAGUCAACAUUACGCACACCAGCAUCUCUCUACCCAGAGACCAGAUAAUUUGGAUCACCUGGACCUUUUGGCGGACCAUCCGCACCACCACGGUCACUCGGCUCCGAUCCACAUGUCGCCGAUCACGGUUCAAGCAUCCGCCUCCCUCGGGUUGCCACCGCCACCGCCGGAGCUGAUUCACGCGCGCGCACGUCAUCAGCGGAACGCGCGACUCGCUCCGGCACGUUUGGCGCGUUGGCACCACAACGCCCCACCCCCUCUAAUAGCCACCCCCGCCCAGUAUCCCGGAUUCCUGUUGCACUUCCUUGCGAUGUUUUCAAAUCCGCCGAUGUCGCCGUUCAGUCAGACGGAUCUCAGCAGUUCGGAUUCGACGGAAACGGAAAAUUAUGAGGCGCUGCUCAACUUGGCCGAACAGCUGGGCGAGGCUAAGCCACGCGGUCUGGGUAAGAACGAGAUUGACCUGCUCGUCAGUUACAAGUUUAAUGCGGACACACACCAAGGCGAUCAGACAUCGUGCGUCGUUUGCAUGUGCGACUUUGAAGCCCGUCAGAUGCUCAGAGUUUUGCCGUGCUCGCACGAGUUUCACGCCAAAUGUAUCGACAAGUGGCUCAGGUCGAAUAGAACUUGCCCGAUUUGCCGUGGUAAUGCUUCGGACUUCUUCAACAACAGUGAUUAGGCUUAGUUAAAUUUGAGAAAAAUCGUUCCACUACAAGUUUUGUCAGGUGCCAUCAGUUGCCAGUAAUAGUUAUUAAUGUCAUAUGUUACAUUAUUCAAUCGAAUAUAAUUUACAGAGAAUUAUGGAGCUUUAAAUAUUUUAGCGUAAAUUCAUUUAAUUUCAUGCUAACGUUUUUCUUAGUUUAUGUUUUAUGUGUCAUUGUCGAACACCCAACUUUUUUGUGUAACUACCUCUUGGUUAUGGAGUCGUCUAAUAAAUCGACGGUGGAAGGUCGUGACUGAAAUUACACCAACAACUAUUUUCAUUAAUUCCCUACAUCACCCUCAAUAAUCAAGUGGUGUUAUGUUCCUUCCAUUCUGAUUUUAUUGGAUAACUUUGUAAUAUAAUAUUAAUGCGUAUUGUAAGUGUACUGUGUACACGAAAUUCUGCAAUGUGUUAUUUGUUGUAAAUUUUUGUUAUUAACCCCGCUUCACUAACUAUUUUUUACAUAUCUAUUAUAUUAAUUUUGAUUAUGAUAUUGUUAAUUUUUCACCCCAGUAGAGAUAUGGAAAAAAUAGUGUUUGGCUUUUUUAAUGUUAGUGUUAUAAUUUAGACGUACGUUUUUUUUUUAUUACUAUAAUUGUUACAUGUCCUAAUACUACACGUAAUCUAGUGCCAAUUUAACGUUAGAGUAAUCUCAUUUUUGAACUUUUGCCUUAUGAAUAAUCAACAUCUGCACAAACUACUAGCAAUUCGUUCGUUAUAUUCCCUCCAUGGUUUCUAAAUAAUAUGUCUGUUUUUAGACGUCGCAUGUGCAAUGCCAGAAUCAAUAUUGUUUAGAACACGAUUUAAAUGUGUGCAUUUUCAAAAAUAUCUUUCUUGAGUUUAGCUAAAAAUGAAGACUUGACUAUUUUAAUAUGCAUCUUAUUGAGAUUUCGUUUAGAUUUAAGAACUGUUUCUUAGUGCAAGGUUGAAUGAUUGUAAAAAUACUACGAUAAAUUGGAGAAAUAUUUUAUUUUGUUGUGACUAAUAUUUUAGUUAUAUUUUAAAAUAUUUCUUCAAUUCAUGAUUUUCAAUGAAAUUAAUUUUGUCUUAUAUUUAAUGUAUUAACGAUUGAGGUGGGUUUGGAUUAUUCUGUUAACAGUAUAUCUAGUCUUUUUUACAUUCACAUUACAAGAUAAACAUUGCAAGUUUUGUAACUUUCAAUACCAAUCAAGACAUUUAAAAACAGCAAGUCUCUAGUCUUUUUCAGAUCUCAGUGAAACAGUUUUACACUUGUUUCAAAACAUUUUACAUCAUUUUUACGGUUAUCCAGUCCCCACCUGCAUUCAAAAAUAAAAUUGUGCUGAGAAAUACGAAAAAUUGAAAUUAUACAAAUGAUCUUUUCUCAUUCGUUAGUUUAUAAAAUGAUUGAUUGUAUGAUUGCGAGUUGGAUGUGUGCUAUAUUGUAUAUGUAUUCUUUAUACCGACUCCGGGAUAUUGAGAUUCUGAGAUAAGAUUAAUCCGUUUUAAGUAAUUCGUUUUAUUGGGCCUGCAAAUGUUUUAAUAUAAAUAAAUAACGGAACAAAAUGUAUGUACAAACGGAACAAUUAUUUAACAGAAAUUAAGAUUAUGCAUAUCGCUGAAUCUUUUUAGUUAUAAUGUAAUCUCACCACGUUUAUUGACAGCGAUCUACAUAAUUUGCUUCUUUUGGUUUCGGUUGGUAUUAUUUUCUGUAAAAUUCAUCAAGUUACCAUUUUCUCAAAUUAGAAUUGUUGUAACAUGCUUUUAAUGUCAAAUAGAAUAAAUGGAAAAAAAAAAUAAUAAUAAAUCAACAGUAUAUGAUUGUACAGAGAAUAUUUUAAAUUGAAUUUAUUGUAAUAGGUGUGCCUUUAUAUUGUACAAUUAACUCUGCCAAGUAACCAAUUUCUUUUAACUGCACAAGAACAUGAGAUGAGUUGCAGCAUUGGAGUUAAUGCACUUUUCGAUGAAACUGCCAAUUUUCAAAUCCGACAGCGAUCGAUACGCUGACAGCAUACAUACACACAUGUAGAAUGGUUUCUCAAUAAAUUUUCAAACGGCCUUUUGUUGUUGAUCGCACCCUCGGUUUUAGCUUUAUUACUAUUAAUGUUUUUCCAUUUAGUGCCAUAGUUUCUGUGUUUUAAGUACCAAAUUGUUUGAAACUUUUAAUUUUCAGUUAUUUCAUGGGAACAAACAUUUGAUUAUUUGUCCAUGGUCCAUACAUUCCAGUAUUUUCAUAUCUAUUAGCACAAAACAUAAUUAAUUGAAUGACUAUUGAAGUUUUCGUUCGCAUGAUAUAACUAAGUCAUAGGGGUUAGUUUAUGUCUUAUAUUGGGGUAAAUUCUUGUUGGGUUUUAAGAGGGUGCAGUUGUUAUGAAAAUACACAUAUCUCAGACAUAAGUGCAAUAGCAUAAUUUCAACAAAGAAUAGCAAUAUUAAAUAUAAGGCAUUCACAUUUAGCAAUUGCUGCAUAAUCAAACGUUAUAGAUUGUAUUUUUGUGAACGUGAAUACCUAAGUGAUACUUUAAGCUUUUAGUGGAUUUUAAUAUUUAUGUAUUAUAGAAGCUUAUAGUGCUACUAUACUAGUUCUAAUUUCAAUAAAAAUAAAGAAACACA
This is a messenger RNA of Aethina tumida (small hive beetle), 4817 nucleotides long. It is a transcript of the gene mura, whose product is annotated as E3 ubiquitin-protein ligase RNF38. The record is from RefSeq and is a predicted model, not a curated record. Bases 345 to 2222 code for a protein of 625 amino acids. Lineage: Eukaryota; Metazoa; Arthropoda; Insecta; Coleoptera; Nitidulidae. The transcript has 8 exons.